This is a messenger RNA of Amoebophrya sp. A25, 205 nucleotides long. Lineage: Eukaryota; Dinophyceae; Syndiniales; Amoebophryaceae. The record is from the annotation of a GenBank genome assembly.
AGUUCGUCUGAUCGGCGACGUUAGCUUCGGCCGAGGAGCGACGAACGGCGGACCAACUCCCACAAACCUGGCAGCAGCAGGAGUGGAGCGCACAAUCUCGCUGGACGAAAGUAAUAUCGACGAAAGCAAUGCCGGAGGACCUAAUUUGGGAACGUUAGGCUUUGGAGGACGCGGGGCUAGCGAAAGCACCAUCGAAAUGUACGAC